AUGGGCGUCGCUAUAGUGAAGACUGCAGCUGCAUUUUCACCACAAUUUAACACUCGUUCAUCCAACUGUACCAUUGUGGAGGUUCGUAAAGAGUGGCGAAACCUCACGAGUACUGAGCAAAUUGCCUACCUGGAUGCCGAGAUCUGUCUCAUGAACCUACCGGCUCAGACUGGGCUUGCAGCAGUAACAAGUCGGUAUAGCGAUUUGGAAGCCCUUCACCAAAACCUCACUACUAUCAUUCACGACGUCGGCCAGUUCCUUCCGUGGCACCGCUAUUUCGUCCAUGUCCACCACGAGAUCCUCAAGACCCAGUGCAACUAUGGUGGACCUGUUCCUUGGUGGGAUGAGCGUAUUGAUUCCGGUGAUUUUGAGAGCUCCACCAUUUUCUCUCCUGAUACCUUUGGUUCUCUUGGAGCAUCAUCUUGUGUAACCAGUGGCUACUUUGCAAAUACUACGUUAUAUAUUGGCCCCGGUACUCAAGAAACAGUCCACUGCUUAUCACGCAAUGUUAACGAUAAUGCGAGUGCCAAAACGAGUAGUACCUAUAUUGACAACUGCAACGCAUAUUCCAACUAUACUUCUAUGUGGGAAUGUGUAGUUGCGGGUCCCCAUGCUGGUGGCCAUUUAGGAGUUGGUGGCGUUAUGUCCAAUAUGGACAGCUCUGUUGGUGACCCAAGCUUUUUCCUCCACCACGGCUUCAUUGAUCGUAAUUGGUGGACAUGGCAAAACAUUGAUCCCACAAACAACUUGUACCAAAUAAGUGGAUACACAACACAAAAGCCGCUACCUUCAGGUGGAUAUGAAGAAGUCACAUUAGACUACGUCAUGUCGAGCUGGGGAGUCCUUCCUAACGUUACGAUUUAUGAUGUCAUGGAUGCGGAAGGUGGAUACUUAUGCUAUGAGUAUGACUACUAA
This is a messenger RNA of Hyaloscypha bicolor E, 915 nucleotides long. Its product is annotated as Di-copper centre-containing protein. Lineage: Eukaryota; Fungi; Ascomycota; Leotiomycetes; Helotiales; Hyaloscyphaceae. The coding region runs from base 1 to 915 and encodes 304 amino acids. The record is from RefSeq and is a predicted model, not a curated record. Gene Ontology annotation, molecular function: oxidoreductase activity. The transcript is spliced from 4 exons.